AUGUUCCCGCCCGAGGUGUCGGUGCUCGCGGCGGCGGGCGGCGCCGGCGCGGGGCGUCAGGCUGCAGGCGAGGCCGCCGGUGGCGGCGUCCUCCAGAUGCUGCCGCCCUUCUUCAUGGACUCCAUCUGGCCCGCUGGCUCCGAGGACGACGAGGCCGCGGCGGCGGUGGCGGCCGCCGCCGCCGACGACCGCGCGCUCGCCGCGUCGCGCAACCACCGCGAGGCCGAGAAGCGCCGGCGCGAGCGCAUCAAGUCGCACCUCGACCGCCUCCGCAACGUCCUCGCCUGCGACCCCAAGGCAUAUAGCUCCUCCAAUCUGCCAAUUGACAAGGCGUCGCUGCUGGCGAAGGCGGUGGAGAGGGUGCGGGAACUGAAGCAGCGGGCGGCAGGCGUCGGGGAGGCGGCGCCGGCGCACCUGUUCCCGACGGAGCACGACGAGAUCGUGGUGCUCGCGUCCGGCAGCGGCGCCGUCUUCGAGGCCUCCGUCUGCUGCGACGACCGCUCCGACCUCCUCCCGGAUCUCAUCGAGACGCUGCGCGCGCUCCGCCUCCGCACGCUCCGCGCCGAGAUGGCCACACUCGGCGGCCGCGUCCGCAACGUGCUCGUCCUGGCGCGCGACGUCGUCGACGGCGGUGUCGUCGCGGGAGGUGAUGACGGCUACGGCGGUCGCGCUGCUGACUCGGCGGCCGCCACGGACGGCGGCGGUGGCGACUUCCUCAAGGAAGCCCUGAGGGCUCUGGUAGAGAGGCCAGGCAACGCCGGAGACCGGCCCAAGAGGCGACGGGUCUCGGGCAUGAACAUGCAAGCGGCAGCAUAG
Molecule: messenger RNA, 816 nt
Organism: Miscanthus lutarioriparius
Lineage: Eukaryota; Viridiplantae; Streptophyta; Magnoliopsida; Poales; Poaceae
Source: the annotation of a GenBank genome assembly